AUGGAUGACAUGAGAUCCUUUUCUCCAAGGCUAUUUGAUUGGCUUAUUCAUCAUGGGGAUGUAGAUAGGUGGGCUAAAAGUAGGUUCCCAUAUAAAAGAUGGGACAAUAUUACAACCAAUAUAGCAGAAUCAUUCAAUGCAUGGAUGGUGAAUGAGAGAAAGCAUACUGUACCCCAAUUGAUCUAUGAGCACCGAGAUAAAGUUGCAAGAAAGCUGCAUGCCUCCUAUGUGGGUAUGACCAAAUGGAAGAAUUGCGUUGGUCCAAAUAUAGAGAGUAAGGUGCUGGAUAUGGUGGCUGGGUCUGACCAUAUGUAUGCUGAAAAUUAUGGUGGGGGAAGAGUGAAGGUGACAACAUCACGUGGAGACCAUCGGGUUGAUCUUGGACUACACCAAUGCAGUUGCAGAUCUUGGCAAAUGACGGGGAUCCCUUGUUCCCAUGCUUGUGCUGCCAUCAAGAUUGUGCACGGCAAUGUUUAUGAUUAUAUUGAUAAUUGCUAUAAAAAGUCAUCACAAGAAAAGAUCUAUGCUCGCAGUAUGAUUCCUGUGGUAACAACAGACAUGCCUCACCCAAAUGACUACUAUAGAAUAGAAAAUGUCAGUGAGCAAGUUUUCUUGCUACCUCCCAUGACAUCCCGACCACCAGGAAGGCCAAAAGUAAACAGGGAUGAAUCACAGUUCCAGAACAAACGGAUAUACCACUGUGGAAGAUGCCACCAGCCUGGACACACAAGGAGGAAUUGCAGAAAUCCUAACCCAUCAUGA
This is a messenger RNA of Neltuma alba, 762 nucleotides long. RefSeq lists its product as uncharacterized. The record is from RefSeq and is a predicted model, not a curated record. NCBI's taxonomy places the organism in Eukaryota, Viridiplantae, Streptophyta, Magnoliopsida, Fabales, Fabaceae. Bases 1 to 762 code for a protein of 253 amino acids. The transcript has a single exon. Gene Ontology annotation, molecular function: zinc ion binding; nucleic acid binding.